UUCAAAUGGAACAUUAGACCCAAAGAGGCAAAGACCCAGAAGGCUGGUGACUGGCGAGUGGCGACUAAAGAUCGUUGUAUCUCCGUCCAAACAAAUUCACCGUCUGCUCUCCCUCCCCUGUCUGUACCUUCGACCCACCCCAUCCUCUCACAAUUCUUACGAAAGAGCCCUAAAAGCUAUAACCUAAUCAAAAUCACCCGGAAAAAAACCCCAAACUACCGUGAUAAUGGCCGGAAAUCAGGCCACCGGUGAUGGUCUAUCGGUGAAUAUCGCCGGAAUGUCAAAGAAUCAACUCUACGAUAUCAUGUCCCAGAUGAAGACAUUGAUCGAACAGAACCAAGAUCAAGCGAGACAAAUCUUGAUUCAAAACCCUUUACUCACUAAAGCUCUCUUUCAGGCACAAAUAAUGCUAGGAAUGCUGCAACCACCUCAAGAGAUACCCAACAUUCAACCUACCGGAACCCACCACCCUCAGCCAGCACCACCGCCAGCACCACCACUACAGAACCAACCACCACAACAAAACCACACCACCAUCUCAACACCACCACCAUCAUCUGUUUCCCCUUCAUUGCCUCCAUUACAACCACCACAACAUGGCAGAGCUCAGAUCAAACCUCAGGCGGCACCAAUGGCAGCUCAUCCAUCUCAUUAUUCUACCCAACCACCACCAUUACCUCCUGCAUCUACUCCAUUGCAGCAACCUUUACAUAUAAGUAACAUCUCUCAUCUGCCACUCCAACCGCCACUUCAACCACCACUACCACCACAACCAAGACCACCUUCUAUGCAAACUUUCCCUCAUCAAAACUAUUCUCACAUGGGACCCACUUCAAGUUUCCAGCACCCGGGUGGACCCCAGCUCCACCAUUCACAACAACCCAUGUUUCAUUCAGGUUCAAGACCUCCUACUAGCAUGGGCCCACCUUUUUCUCAAAGCCCGAAUCAGCAGCUUUCUCAAGGGUUAUAUCAGGGAGGAGGUUCACAUGUAGGAAUGGAUUUUAAUCAAAUGGGAGUCCCUUCACAACAACCAGAAAGGGGAUCCAAUUGGAUGCCUGAAAAUGCAGUGGGACCCACUGCCACGUCAUCUUUUCUUCCUGCUCAUAUGACCUCAGCCACUCAGCUUCCACGACCUCCAUCGUUAACUGCAGAUAUGGAGAAGGCAUUACUUCAGCAGGUAAUGAGUCUGACACCUGAUCAAGUUAAUCAGCUACCACCUGAUCAAAGAAACCAAGUGCUUCAGCUUCAGCAGAUGUUGCGUCAGUAACAUAUUAGGUACUACAGAGAUGGAUUAGAGAGUUCAUUCUGGAGUUUGUUUUGAUGUUUGUGUUUGUAUUACAUUUUGGUUUGAUGAUGUUAAGAUUAGUUGUUUUAGAAUUAAAGUUUGUUACUCAACUGUCUGAUUCUGGAAGUAUUUUUUUUUUCUUAA
Messenger RNA from Lactuca sativa (garden lettuce), 1429 nucleotides. It is a transcript of the gene ESP1, whose product is annotated as hydroxyproline-rich glycoprotein family protein. NCBI's taxonomy places the organism in Eukaryota, Viridiplantae, Streptophyta, Magnoliopsida, Asterales, Asteraceae. The record is from RefSeq and is a predicted model, not a curated record. Gene Ontology annotation, biological process: mRNA 3'-end processing.